UAGGGUAUUGUAAAGUUUCGUUCACGAUCUCCUAUAAAUAGGAUAUAGCAUAGCUUAAAUACUCUACAUUCUACUGUUUUGAACUCGUUUCGAUGUUUCUUGAGUGAAUAGUGAAUUUCUUAAUAUUAGAUGAAAACAGCGUGCAUACCCUAAUUUCCGUAAAACUGACUUUUCGGUUGAUUUUUAAAAAUUUUUCUCAAAACAAAUAUUGCCACGAGGCUCAGCAUGGUCCAUCACCCAUAGUCCAUCCGUCCUCAAGACCACCAAUAGUCACCUUAUUUGCAUUCCCCUCACAGGGAUAAAAACCUUUUACUCAUUGCACUAUAAGAGAAACUAGUUUGUUCUUCAAUAGGUCGUCGAAGGAGAGACGAAUGACUGAACGAAAAAAGACUCCUCAUCUCGAGCAAUGAGAAAAAAGUCAAGAGGGAAAACAAACAUGGUUGGCUUUUCUUAAUCAACAGGAAGAUGGCAUAUGACGGACCUGCACAAGAAAAGGAAGUACCAUUCACACAAGUGCCAUCUUACAACUGAUGACUAACGAAAAAGAAAUAUGCACUAUCAUGCAGUAGACAAGCUACAUUCAAAGGCAUCCUUAGAGGGAAUAAAAACCGACUAGACGAAGAAGAGAAACAGCCUAUGGAUGAGAAAGAAACGAUGGCGAUACGCUGGCAGAGAAAAUAAAGGAAGGAAGCAACACCGAAGAGAAGACGAAAAUGAUCAACUAUUUAUCGAGUGCAGCUGUCGAAAACAAAUCUGUAUCAUGUUCCAGAAGUAAGAGGGAAGAAGAUGUUUUUUCAACUUCCCUGCAUUACUCAGGAUAAUACAGUCAGUUCUUGUGAAGAAACUCCGAUUUCGUCAGGAAAAAACAAGCAGUUCGGGUGGAGAAACUGCAAUUUAUACUUAUAGAAAAAUGCUGAAUAAUAAAUCUGAAACAGAAACACGAAUUAGAUGAGAUUGAGAAUACUAAAAAACGACACCUAGAACAAAACAUGUAAGAUUCAUCAUUCCAACAUCAUUUUGUCCUGUGUUAGAAUAUUCAGAUGACUUAAUCAAUCGAACAAUCACAUCAACAUCAUCACCACCUGAUUCACAAGGACGUCUCCGUACAUUUGUGGGUACAAAAGAAGUCUGCAACCAUUAUAAUGCCAGAAUUUGUACUCGAAAUCCUUGUCAUUAUCUUCAUAUUUGUGCUACAUGUGAACAAAAUCACCUCAGAUUCCAGUGUCCUAUGACCGCAAAUACAACAACGACAAUAGCACCACCAUCACCAGCCUCAUCGUAG
Didymodactylos carnosus is the source of this 1282-nucleotide messenger RNA. The record is from the annotation of a GenBank genome assembly. Lineage: Eukaryota; Metazoa; Rotifera; Eurotatoria; Philodinida; Philodinidae.